Molecule: messenger RNA, 1426 nt
Organism: Morus notabilis
Lineage: Eukaryota; Viridiplantae; Streptophyta; Magnoliopsida; Rosales; Moraceae
Product: cysteine proteinase COT44
Exons: 4
Cellular component (GO): lysosome
Molecular function (GO): cysteine-type endopeptidase activity
Source: RefSeq, a predicted model, not a curated record
CUCUCUCUAACUUCUCUCUCUCCACUAUUAUUCCCACCACUUGUUUAUAUUAAAAAGAAAAAACUUUCCCUCCAUUCCAAAAGCCAUCCCCAUUCCAUAUCACCCCCGCCCCUAUAUAAAUCCCCCCCUUCCAUUCCCAAAAAAUCCAUCCAUCAAAAAUCAUCUUCACCAUCUUCAUUUCUUCUUUCUUCCCCUUCUUCUAAGCAGUUACUCAAAGACAUGGCUCUCUCCAUAUACAUGAUCAUCCUCUGCUUUGCUCUGUCACUACCGCCAUUAACGAGCGGCAGAAGCGACGCGGAAGUUAGGGAGAUGUACGUAAAGUGGAUGGCGACGCACGGGAGAGCCCACAACGGGCUGGGAGAGGAGGAGACAAGGUUCGAGAUCUUUAAGGAUAAUCUGAGGUUCGUGGACGAGCACAACGCCGUACAGAAAAGGACGUACAAGGUUGGGAUGAACAGGUUCGCCGACAUGACCAAUGAGGAGUACCGGAGGGAGAUGCUGGGGACCAGAUCCGACGCCAAGCGGAUAGUCAUGAAGGCCAAGAGCCCUAGCCGGAGGUACGCCUCACGCGCCGCCGACCAGUUGCCGGAAACCGUCGAUUGGAAGCUCAACGGCGCUGUUAAUCCCGUCAAGGAUCAAGGAAGUUGCGGAAGUUGCUGGGCAUUCUCAACCAUAGCAGCAGUGGAAGGCAUAAACAAGAUAGUGACGGGAGAGCUAGUGUCUCUCUCAGAACAAGAGCUCGUCGACUGUGACAGAGCCUACAAUGCUGGUUGUGACGGAGGCCUUAUGGACUAUGCCUUCGAGUUCAUUGUCAAGAAUGGCGGCAUCGCCCCCGAAUCUGACUACCCUUAUUCUGGCCUAAACGGCCAAUGUGACUUCUCUUUGGCGAACAAGAAGGCUGUAACCAUUGAUGGGUACGAGGAUGUUCCCGCUUAUGAUGAGAAGGCACUGAAAAAGGCUGUGGCUCAUCAGCCUGUCAGUGUUGCCAUUGAAGCUGGUGGUAGAGCUCUUCAGCUCUAUGAAUCUGGCGUGUUCACCGGUCGCUGUGGAGUGGCCCUUGACCACGGCGUGGUGGUGGUCGGAUACGGCACGGAGAAUGGUGUGGAUUACUGGCUCGUUAGGAACUCGUGGGGCCCCAAGUGGGGUGAGGAGGGAUACAUCAAAAUACAGAGAAAUGUGGUUGACACACGCACUGGAAAAUGCGGAAUUGCAAUGGAGGCUUCUUACCCCGUUAAGAAUGGCGAAAAAUUGAAUAAGCCUUACUGGGCUUAUGAAGUUGCUGCUGAGAUGGUAGCCGUUGCUUGAAUAAUAUUGUGUCUUCGGAUAAUGGCGCUUCUGUCUGAGUUUACCAAAAGGAUGGAGGAGCUAUUGUUGCUUAUUUGGAUGAUAAUUGUUGUAUAUAGAAUUGGAAAUUGUAGAGCUGCAA